AUGUCGAAUCAACACCCUGGCCGCCCUCGUUCGCAGUUAUACGUGGAGAAAUUUCUGUUCGUCAAUUACGAUUCAACCAGCCCAAGCGGCUCUCUUGAUCACUCGCGAGUCCUCUCCCACGUCCGUCAAAACUAUCAUAAAUGGCGGCGAAAGCAAAGCGUCAAGCAUCUUCAAGAUCUCGCUAUCGCCCCUCACGCUGUUAAACAGAAAUUGCCACUUCCCAACUCCAAACGACGCGCUGUGCCAUCUGAGAGCAGUCGGGAUGUGCGAGGUCGUAUUACAAUUCCCACAAUGCCAAAAAGAGGCAACAAGACUCGCAGCAAAGGUUCCUGUUCUGAGACCGCGGUCGGGCCUCUUCUCUCGUCAUCGUCAAUCAAUCCGCUCAAGGGGAAUUCGGACCCUUUCAAUGCCUACCCGGUCAAAAUCAAUCCCGAAAUCAACGAGCUGAUUGCAUUCUAUCGAGACUAUCUUCUUCCCGCACAGUAUCAUGUUCCUUCGACUGCAUGGGUCAGCUCUGCAAAUGCGAGAUUGGACUGGACUAUCUGUAUAUCGACGCUCCAAGAACCAGCUUUGGCAAAGGCCUUUAUUGCCCGUUCCGCAACUGUUGCAGCCGUGCUCAACCCCGCGUUGCGGACACUGCCUAUGUGA
Messenger RNA from Cladophialophora bantiana CBS 173.52, 648 nucleotides. RefSeq lists its product as uncharacterized. The transcript has a single exon. The coding region runs from base 1 to 648 and encodes 215 amino acids. The record is from RefSeq and is a predicted model, not a curated record. Lineage: Eukaryota; Fungi; Ascomycota; Eurotiomycetes; Chaetothyriales; Herpotrichiellaceae.